AUGACAGCAACGUUUUCACCUCAGAGCCGAGCACCCGCGCCGGGGCGGAGGAUCGCCCGGGACGGGACUUCUCACUUGCUGGCCCUGGUGAAUUACACGCCCCCUGCCCCAAUUAAUUUUGUAGCAAGUUUAAUCAUCCUCCACUUGUCUGGGGCAACCAAGAAAGGAACAGCAGAAAAGCAAAGCACCUCAGAGACACAGAAGUCAGUGCAGUGUGGAACUUGGACGAAGCAUGCAGAGGGGGGGAUCUUUACCUCCCCCAACUACCCCAGCAAGUACCCCCCUGACCGGGAGUGCAUCUACAUCAUAGAAGCUGCCCCAAGACAGUGCAUUGAACUUUACUUUGAUGAAAAGUACUCCAUCGAGCCGUCUUGGGAGUGCAAGUUCGAUCAUAUUGAGGUUCGAGACGGACCUUUUGGAUUUUCUCCAAUAAUUGGACGUUUCUGUGGACAACAGAAUCCACCUGUAAUAAAAUCCAGUGGAAGAUUUCUAUGGAUUAAAUUUUUCGCGGAUGGAGAGCUGGAAUCUAUGGGAUUUUCAGCCCGAUAUAACUUCACACCUGAUCCUGACUUUAAGGACCUGGGAGCUUUGAAACCAUUACCAGCCUGUGAGUUUGAGAUGGGCGGUCCGGAAGGCAUUGUGGAGUCCGUUCAGAUCAUGAAGGAAGGCAAAGCUUCUGCUAGCGAAGCCGUGGACUGCAAAUGGUACAUCCGAGCACCGCCACGAUCCAAGAUCUACUUGCGAUUCCUGGACUACGAGAUGCAGAAUUCCAACGAGUGCAAAAGGAACUUCGUGGCCGUGUACGACGGGAGCAGCUCCGUGGAGGACCUGAAGGCCAAGUUCUGCAGCACCGUGGCCAAUGACGUGAUGCUGCGCACGGGCCUCGGCGUGGUCCGCCUCUGGGCGGACGAGGGCAGCCGCAGCAGCCGCUUCCAGAUGCUCUUCACGUCCUUCCAAGAACCUCCCUGUGAAGGGAACACGUUUUUCUGCCAUAGCAACAUGUGUAUUAACAACACAUUGGUUUGUAAUGGACUUCAGAACUGUGUGUACCCUUGGGAUGAAAAUCACUGUAAAGAGAAGCGGAAAACCAGCCUGCUGGACCAGCUGACCAACACCAGUGGGACUGUCAUCGGCGUGACCUCCUGCAUUGUCAUCAUCCUUAUUAUCAUUUCUGUCAUCGUGCAGAUAAAACAGCCUCGUAAAAAGUACGUCCAACGGAAAUCGGACUUUGACCAGACAGUUUUCCAGGAGGUGUUCGAGCCUCCGCACUACGAGCUGUGCACGCUCAGAGGCCCGGCAGCCGCGGCCGACUUCGCGGACCUGCCCGAGGACCUGGAGAGCUACCACAAACUGCGCAGGUCUUCCUCCAAAUGCGUUCACGACCAUCACUGUGGAUCCCAGCUGUCCAGCACGAAAGGCAGCCGCAGCAACCUCAGCACAAGAGAUGCUUCUGUCUUGACCGAGAUGCCCCCGCCGCCCGUCAAGCCCCUCAUCCCGCCCAUGAACCGGAGGAACAUUCUGGUCAUGAAACACAACUACUCGCAGGACGCGGCCGACACCUGUGACAUCGACGAGAUCGAGGAGGUGCCCACCACCAGCCACAGGCUGUCCCGACACGACAAAGCUGUCCAGCGGUUCUGCCUCAUUGGGUCUCUAAGCAAACACGAAUCUGAAUACAACACAACUAGAGUCUAGAGAAAGUUCCAGAGAGGAACUAUUUGUUCAAACAUGGGGACAGUGAAAAGAACAUUCUAUAGUGAAUUGUGAAAAGUGGACGCAUUUCUAAAUUCAUUCCACUGCCUUUAUCCAAACUUAAGAAUCACAGACAUUGUCAUUCCUUCGGCAAGACACUCCCGCUGCACAGCGAUAUGCUCAUUUCGUAAUUUGGUUUGCUGGCCACCAAGUGCUCCUUAGUUUUUAACGACAUUUUGAGAUUUACUGGAAACUUGAAGAAGAAAUUAGUUCCUGAUUAAGACUAUCCGACUCUCUCUCUACUGUCGGUUCCACAUGACUUCUAUGUUGUUUCGUGUCUUUGUUCCAUAAUUGUACCUGGUGUGACAUGUGAACGAACUGGACUUUGGGUGAGCUGUGCAUUACAUGUGCGUUGUUUGCAUUAUAUAGAUGAUAUAUUGGGCACAGUGGUGGUUCCUGAGAGAUCUUGAACGUGCCACGUGAAAAGCGAAUCUAUGGACCUUGGAAACACCAGCUCGAGGUUUUAUGGACGAUAAACAUCUGUCAUUGUAUCGUGAUUAAAUACAGCCAGAAGUAAUGAGGAAAGGGACUAGAUUGCAAUAAGAAAAAAAAAAAUCUCAUUUGGGGUCUCUCCUGUAUCCCCCCAUUUCCUUUAUGUUUUGCAUCAAAGGAGGAUACCGCAUUUCAGAGAUAGUUUUUGAAAUCAGGUAUUUCACCCUACAAACCCUUCAGUAGAAAUGUUUUGUUUCGUUAAUUUUGGUUCAGCACUUACAAUGACUGAAUUGACAGUUUGAGAAAUACCCUGCAUGUCAGUAAUGGAUAUUUGAGUUGGACAACAACCGCCCUUUUUAUUAGACACAUUGUAAAAAGCAUGCAUUCCCCAAUACUGCUGUUACCUCCCAUUUCUUGUGUCAUUUGCUUGCUACUUGUAACUUUUUAUAUAAAGAUAUAUAAAAGUGUAUAAUAAUUUCCUAACUUGAGUAAAGAGAAAUGUUUUCUUCUAUUAGAGAGAGAGAGAAAACAAAACAAAACAAAACAAAAAAAAAAACUGGCUUUCCUGCAUACAUACUUUGUAUCAACUCUUCCCAUCUGAGGAGAGAAGCUGUCCCUUCCUGGUGAAGCUCAUUUCUCCAAAAAACUGAUUUCUAAAAAUUUUAUGAAAUAGAUUCUCCUUUUAAGAUGGCAAGUCUUUUUUACAUGCUUGAAAACCAGUCUCUUUCAUGAGCCCACUCCACAGUUCUGAGCUGUAUUUCGACUCAUGCACACAUAGGGUAACUGAAGGCUCAGUGUAAGCAAUCAUCACGGUUUAAUUAAUGAAAGUUAAAUCACAUCAUAGACUUGCUAUUGAGUUGUACACAGACUCGAUAAAGUUUGAUUUAGUGAGAGCGGACUUUUAAAACAGUGAGUGUCUGUUCUUAGAAAAUAAAUGUUUAAACCAGAAGUACUUACAUCUGCUUCCCUGUUUCCAAAACUCUGCUGAGUUCUACGGCAUCAUGUCCUUUCUGCCAGCAAAGCAGUCUAACAGACUACAGGGCCAAUCUUGACUUGCCCUGGCCUGCCGGACCUCACUGCCUGGCAUAGGCCCUCACAUACCUACUGCAUAAGAAUUCAACUUCACACCUGCUGUAAAAACAAAAGGAAGAGCAAAGAAAAUGUGAUGAUAGCAAUUCUGAGUAAUUUAUAUUGCAACAUUGUGACGCCCCUGAAGUAAAUGCUUCCAUAAUUUUGAUAAACUGAAGAACAAAAUGGUGAACAUCAUAAAAUUAAUUUUAUUGUUUUACUACAUAUUUUAUAUAUGUUGCUUAUGUUAAAGCGAGACUUUUUAUUUGACUGUUUUAUUUAUUUACCACUACCUUUAUGCCCUUUAAUUCAAUGGUAAUGCAUUUUAACUCAAUGUUAAUGUCCAAGAUUAUGUUUUGAAAUCAUUAUCCAUACUUUUUACUAUUUCCUCUAUACAGAAAUCUUUUCACUUUGAAUGAAUGCUCAUAAAAAAAUCUGAUAUACAUGUCUUAGAAGAACCAAAGAAACAGAGAAAGUCCGUUAGGGAUGUGUGUGCCACACACCGUCCUCGACUCGAGCGAUGACAGAGCUUCCGACCCUGGCUCUUCUGAAAUGUGCAGGAUCCUUCUGACCCGCUGCUUAAUUAAUAAUUGCACCAGAAAUCCUUUCAUGGAGACCUUUGAAACAUCCAACUAACUAUAGUGACAAAAGUAGAUAGUUUUCGUGUAUCUGCAAUGCCGUAGCUCAACGGGAAAACAAAACUAUUUCAAACGAAGACUGGGUGGUGUCAGUGGUUGUCCCAGGGGUAGUUAACAGUGGACACUGGCAAUCAAAAGGCAGAAAACAGUGGUCACACAGGGGCGGGACUGUUGACAGUCUAGAUGCUGGAUGUCGGGGAAGUUUGACUCGAUGAGACUGAAAUCAGUCAGCACACUAACAGCUUUUAUUGACUGAUGUCACGCCAAUCGAUAGUUUACAUUCAAGUGGGGAGACAGAAGUAGGGAAGGAAUGAAACGUUUCAGGAUUUUCAAGAUGUUUUAUUUUAUUUUAAUAAAUAAUUAUAUAUUUUUUGAUAAAGUGAAGUAAAAAUCUACGUACACGAGUGCUUUAUUAAUUCCAUAAAAUGUUUUCCAAUGAUGUAUCACCACGAUGUAAGUUAAUUGGAAGUAUAGCUGUUUGCCUUCUCUUUCUCUGUUAGAAUUCACUUCCAAAAAUCUGAGGGGCUCAUCAUUACACACAGCGCUUACAAAAGCCCUGAAUUAAGCUUUUCACUUUUGUCCAAGUGCUUGCUCAUUGUCUAAUUCAAGGCUGGUAUGCUGAUUUGGGAAGAUGAUAUUUGUACCUGACUUUAUAAACAUGCAAAUUUUAUACAUCAGAUUUCAAAUCAACAUAUACAACAUUUGAUGUCAUAACUAACUUCCAUUUGAUCAGCUAAUCAAAACAUGGCGCACACGAACUGGAGCUCAGUGCCCGUGGACUUUUAAUGGGGAACAGCACAUCCUGGGGAGAGACUGACUUUUCUGUCUCACGUGAUUUUUUUCUCAGUAGAAGUAUCUGAAUGUGCUGAUGCCAUCAACUUCUGUUUUCAGUGCUUAAUGACGUUUGCUCUUCAAACUUACUUGAAUAUUCUCUUAAGCUAUUUCAUCAACCUUUUCUAUCAUUUUCCUUAAAAUGUGGGCUUUCCUCAAAUUUGAUAGCUUUUUAAAAAAUUACACAAGUAAGUUUUUCUUGACCUCCGAAUAGCAUAAUCAAUUUUGAAAUGUGAUGCUGGUUCUUAUUUUCUUUUACUAGAGUAAUGACCAGUGAUUGAUGUUUUGGUGGUAAAAUAAAGAAUAGAUUUUUCCUUGUUUUGGAACUUGUAUAUUUCAGUGAUGACAAUAAAUUCUGUCAGAUUCCCCCCACCCCUGAAAAUAAAUUUUUUCAAUUAUUUGAAUGCGCAAUGUACGUGAUUUGAAGUG
Molecule: messenger RNA, 5150 nt
Organism: Condylura cristata (star-nosed mole)
Lineage: Eukaryota; Metazoa; Chordata; Mammalia; Eulipotyphla; Talpidae
Gene: NETO1
Product: neuropilin (NRP) and tolloid (TLL)-like 1
Exons: 12
Coding region: 1-1695 (564 amino acids)
Molecular function (GO): protein binding
Source: RefSeq, a predicted model, not a curated record